Molecule: messenger RNA, 2266 nt
Organism: Macaca mulatta (Rhesus monkey)
Lineage: Eukaryota; Metazoa; Chordata; Mammalia; Primates; Cercopithecidae
Source: RefSeq, a predicted model, not a curated record
UGAUUGCACCACUGCACUCCGGUCUGGGUCUGGCUGGAUCUGUGUCAAACAAAAAACAGAAACACUAGAGAGCCAAAAGGCGAGGGAAGGCGGCUGCCGGAAAGCUGGAGCCCGGUGGGGUUGAGGCUACUUCCAGCCGCCCCGGGGCUGGCCUCGCUGCCGUCAAGCGGCCCGGGCGCGCUUUGCGACAGUCGGUGGGGCCUGGCACCGGCGCAGGUUCGCUUUCCGGCGGUUGCGGGGGGCCGGGGCGCCAGCGCCCGCCUUCCCGUUCCCUCCGGUUGCGCGGCGCGCCCACGGCCUGUGACCCCGGCGGCCGCUCCUCAGUGACAAGAGAGCGGGGCCGGGCGCGGCUCCGGCCUGACCUGCGAAGGGACCUCGGUCCAGUCCCCUGUUGCGCCGCGCCUCCCGUCCGUCCGUGCGCGGGCCAGUCAGGGGCCAGUGUCUCGAGCGGUCGAGGUCGCAGACCUAGAGGCGCCCCACAGGCCGGCCCGGGACGCGGGGAGCGCCGGCCGCGGGCCAGGUGGGGAUGCCCCUGCACGUGAAGUGGCCGUUCCCCGCGGUGCCGCCGCUCACCUGGACCCUGGCCAGCAGCGUCGUCAUGGGCUUGGUGGGCACCUACAGCUGCUUCUGGACCAAGUAUAUGAACCACCUGACCGUGCACAACAAGGAGGUGCUGUACGAGCUCAUCGAGAACCGAGGCCCGGCCACGCCCCUCAUCACCGUGUCCAAUCACCAGUCCUGCAUGGACGACCCUCAUCUCUGGGGGAUCCUGAAACUCCGCCACAUCUGGAACCUGAAGUUGAUGCGUUGGUGAGGAGGAAUGGGCCCCUCGAAGUGGGCCGGGCCGGCCCCACCUGCCUCUGCCCAGAUUUGCCCUCCUCCUGCUCUGCCCAGGAGGACCCCUGCAGCUGCAGACAUCUGCUUCACCAAGGAGCUGCACUCCCACUUCUUCAGCUUGGGCAAGUGUGUGCCUGUGUGCCGAGCGUCCCCAGGCUUCCAGCCAACACGCAGCCAACAUUGGCUUCAGAAGGAAGGAGGAGAUGGCGUCUACCAGAAGGGGAUGGACUUCAUUUUGGAGAAACUCAACCAUGGGGACUGGGUGCAUAUCUUCCCAGAAGGGAAAGUGAACAUGAGUUCUGAGUUCCUGCGCUUCAAGUGGGGAAUCGGGCGCCUGAUUGCUGAGUGUCAUCUCAACCCCAUCAUCCUGCCCCUGUGGCAUGUUGGAAUGAACGACGUCCUUCCUAACAGUCCGCCCUACUUCCCCCGCUUUGGACAGAAAAUCACUGUGCUGAUCGGGAAGCCCUUCAGUGCCCUUCCUAUACUCGAGCGGCUCCGGGCAGAGAACAAGUCAGCUGUGGAGAUGCGCAAAGCCCUGACAGACUUCAUUCAAGAGGAAUUUCAGCGUCUGAAGACUCAGGCAGAGCAGCUCCACAACCACCUCCAGCCUGGGAGAUAGGCCCCGCCUGGCCAGCCCCUGACCUUGCCUCCUCUGGGCCCUGAGGGAGCAGGCAGGGCUGAGGCUGGAGGAAGAGGCGGCACCAGGGUCCAGGCCCAACGGGGCUGGCUGUCCUUGCUUGCUGCCUUCUGGAUACUUGGCCUGCACAGAGCUGGGGCUGAGGGAUGGACUGAUGCUUUUAGCUCAAAUGUGGUUUUUAGACAGAUUUGUUCAUAGACCCUCUCAAGUGCCCUCUCCGAGCUGGUAGGCAUUCCAGCUCCUCCAUGCUUCCUCGGUUAAACAAAGGACCUCAGCUGCUUCUCCCACUUGGCCAAGCAGGGAGGAAGAAGCUUAGGCAGGGCCCUCCUUCCUUCUUGCCUUCAGGUGUUCUCUCCCAGGGGCUGGCGUCAGGAGGAAGCAUAGAAGGCAGGUGAGCAAACAGUUGGCUGGGGGCUCACCAGAGCUGUGGAGAGGGGACCCUAAGACCCCUCAGCCUGGCUCCUACCCCCCACCCUUGCCGAACCAGGAGCUGCUCACUACCUCCUCAGGGAUGGCCGCUGGCCACGUCUUCCUUCUGCCUGAGCUUCCCCCCUGCCACAGGCCCUUUCCUCAGGCAAGGUCUGGCCUCAGGUGGGAAGAGCAGCCCUUGGCCAGAAGUCAAGCCCAGCCACGUGGAGCCUAGAGCGAGGGCCUGAGGUCUGGCUGCUUGCACCCAUGCUGGGGCCACCGACUUCUCCAUCCUUUCUGCUUCUCAAUAUCACUUGAGUCCUGGGGCCUGAGUUUUCAUGUUUUUAAAACAGAACCAUAAAGCAUAUGUGUUGGCUUGUUGUA